AUGGCUUCAAACUCAAUGAGCAGUACUCGGAGCUCUAACUCGUCAUGGACAGCUAAACAAGACAAGCAGUUCGAAGUGGCUUUGGCUACGUACGACAAGGACACUCCUGACCGUUGGCAAAACGUUGCAAGAGCCGUUGGUGGCAAAUCAGCUGAAGAGGUAAGAAGACACUACGAGUUGCUCAUUAGAGAUGUCAAUGACAUUGAAUCAGGGUUUUUCCACUUCUCGAUUGGAUUUGGGGGAAGCUGUUUUUGUUAUAGUCGGAUUCAAAUGGCUGCUUCUCGAUUAUGCUCCGCGGCUGCGAUAGCUGCUGCUUUCACUUCAAUGUCGAUGACGCAGAACCGCGCCUACGCUGACUCGCGCUUUCGCUUUCCCUUCUUCUCUUCGUCCCCGCCGUCUGAAUCUCCAACCGAUCAGUCUUCGUCGGACUCUAAACCGGAGACCAAACCGGAUCCCGAUGAGCCUAAAGGAUCUGGUUUCGAUCCCGAGUCCUUGGAAAGAGGCGCUAAAGCUCUUCGAGAAAUCAACAGUUCUCCUCAUUCCAAACAGGUGUUUGAUCUAAUGCGAAAGCAAGAGAAGACUCGUUUAGCUGAAUUAGCGGCUGAGAAAGCGCGGAAUGACGCUGUUCAAGCAAACAAGGACAUCGAAAGACAGCGGAAAUUGGCUGAGGAUCAGAGAAAUCUAGUGCAGCAGCAGGCACAAGCGAAAGCGCAGAAUCUUCGAUACGAAGAUGAGUUAGCGAGGAAGCGACUUCAGGCAGAUCAUGAAGCUCAGAGACGGCAUAAUGUAGAGCUGGUUAAGAUGCAAGAGGAGUCUUCUAUCCGGAAGGAGAGAGCAAAGAUCGCAACUGAAGAACAGAUUCAAGCACAGCAGCGGCAGACUGAGAAAGAGAGAGCUGAACUUGAGCGAGAAACAAUUCGCGUCAAAGCCAUGGCUGAAGCUGAAGGCAGAGCUCAUGAAGCCAAACUUACCGAGGAGCAGAACCGAAGAAUGCUUCUGGAUAGGAUAAACGGUGAAAGGGAGAAAUGGCUUGCAGCAAUCAACACGACCUUCAGUCACAUUGAAGGGGGAGUCAGGACCCUAUUAACUGACCGAAAUAAGCUGAUUAUGACUGUUGGAGGAGCUACAGCAUUAGCUGCUGGGGUUUACACAACUCGAGAGGGUGCUAGGGUUACAUGGGGUUAUAUCAACCGUAUACUUGGGCAGCCAUCACUUAUCCGAGAAUCCUCCAUGGGUCGAUUUCCGUGGGCAGGCUCAGUGUCUCAGUUUAAGAACAGAAUCUCUAGGUUUGGCACAGCCGCAUCUGCAGAAGGAGAAAAGCCGCUUGAUAAUGUAAUUCUUCAUCCUUCUCUAAAGAAGAGAAUCGAGCAUCUUGCUAGAGCCACAGCGAAUACCAAGUCCCAUCAAGCGCCAUUUCGCAACAUGAUGUUUUAUGGUCCUCCUGGUACCGGUAAAACUAUGGUGGCGAGAGAGAUUGCUCGGAAGUCGGGUCUUGAUUAUGCUAUGAUGACAGGAGGAGAUGUUGCUCCUCUGGGUGCACAGGCUGUUACAAAAAUCCAUCAGAUAUUUGAUUGGGCUAAGAAAUCAAACAAAGGCUUACUGCUUUUCAUCGAUGAAGCUGAUGCUUUCCUAUGCGAACGUAACAGCACGUACAUGAGCGAGGCUCAGCGCAGCGCUCUGAACGCGUUGCUGUUUCGAACCGGAGAUCAGUCACGGGACAUAGUUCUGGUCCUGGCCACAAACAGACCCGGUGAUCUCGACAGUGCAGUGACUGACAGGAUCGACGAAGUCAUCGAGUUUCCGCUCCCUGGUGAGGAAGAACGCUUCAAGCUCCUGAAACUCUAUCUCAGCAAGUACCUAACUGGUGAAGACAAGAAAGACACAGACACUAGAUGGAGCCAUCUGUUCAAGAAGCAGUCACAGAAGAUAACCGUCGAAGGCGACUUAACCGACCAAGUGAUCAGAGAGGCUGCGAAGAAGACGGAAGGUUUCUCUGGUCGUGAGAUCGCUAAGCUUGUGGCUGGUGUUCAAGCCGCGGUGUACGGACGACCAGAUUGUGUCUUGGAUUCACAGCUUUUCGAAGAGAUUGUGGAUUAUAAAAUCCAAGAACACCACCAGAGAGCCAGACUUGCGACUGAAGGCGGUCUUCCGUAGAAUCGAGUUGUACGAUUUCUCUGACUCUCUCUAUAAGAAAAAUGAAAUAGUGAGACAUUGUUUUGAGAGACCGGUUCAAUUUCGGUUUAGUUGGAAUUGGGUUAGAUUUAAAUGCAAACCGCUUUAGAAACAUGUGAACCGCCAAAGCCUUGGUCAGCGAGGGGAAUGCGGGCAUCCCUGUAACAUAAGACACGUGGCGAGCACCCAGAGAAAGCUCUACAAGAAAACCGCACCCUUGUAGCCACGUUAAGCCACGUGGCGAACAGUAACCGCUUCUCGGAAAGACCUCUGGUCUUGGCCUUAGAACCUGUCUCUCUCUAUAACUAUAACUUCCGAGGACAUUGGAAGUUGGAACUAGAAUCAAUCCAUUAAAAAAACGAAAGAAAGAAUUGGUCAAAGCAAAUUCGAAGAAGUUUGAUCCGUAAUCACUGGUUAAAGAGAUGAUGGAGAGAAAAAGAACGGCUUUGUUAGUGCUCGUGGUAGUGGUGGCGCUAACGUGGCAAAGGGGUAGUUUAGGGAAAUGGGCAGAGACGACUACGGCGGAAACGGCGAAAAAAAUGGUGACGGAGGCUGCUCAAGACGCUAAAGACAAGACCGGUUCAUGGGCCGGUUGGGUUUCCGACAAAAUCAACACUGGUAUUGGUAGGAAGAAAGAAAAAAAAGGAAAAGCGGCUCGAGCCGCUGAAUAUGUCAAGGACACGGCUUAUGACAGUGCAGGUUACGCUAAGGACUUUGCUUACCACAAGGCCGGUGAUGCUAAAGACAUGGCUUACGAGAAAGCUGGCUACGCAAAGGACAUGGCUUAUGAUACGGCAGAGAGUGCGAAAGACAUCGCUUACGAGAAGGCGGGACACGCCAAAGAUUACGCUUACGAGAAGGCGGGACACGCGAAAGAAUAUGCCUAUGAGAAAGCUGGAACUGCAAAGGACAUAGCUUAUGAGAAUGCGGGACAUGCGAAGGACACUGCCUAUGAUAAAGCAGGAACCGCAAAGGACAUGGCCUAUGAGAAGGCGGGUGAUGCGAAGGACAUGGCUUACGAGAAGGCGGGACACGCGAAGGAUUUUGCUUAUGAUAAGGCGGGCGAUGCGAUGGAUUUUGCUUACGAUAAGGUUGGAGCUGCUUAUCGAAGUACAAAGAGUAUGAGAGAUUUUGGUUACGAUAAGGCCGGUGAUGCGAAGGAUAUGGCUUAUGAUAAGGCGGGUGAUGCGAAAGGCGUUGCUUACGAGAAAAUGGGCAGUGCCAAGGACACGGCUUAUGAGAAAGCUGGUGAGGCUAAAGAGUUUGCUUACAAGAAGGCGCAAAACGCAAAAGAGUUUGGAUAUGACAAAGGCGGUGAUGUGAUUCGUAUGGCGACAGACAAGAGCGGUGAAGCUUAUGAAAGAGCGAAAGAGAGUUCGAAGAGUGCUAAAGACGUUGCAGCUGAUAAAGCCGAACGAGCUAUGAAGUAUGGUAGAGAGAAAGCAACAGAGGCGAUGGAUGGUUCAGUUGAGUAUAUGAAAGACAAAUCAGACAAAUCUAAAGAUGGAGUAUCCAAAGGAUUCGAAGAAUCCAUGGAGAAGGUCGGUGAAAAGUACGGUAAAGCCAAGGAAUCUACAAAACAUGCGUAUGAGACCGCUAAGGAGAAGGCUUCUCAGGUUGCUGGAGAGAUAAGAGAACGUUAUGCUGAGCUCUAAAAAUGGAAUUUUUUUUUAUAUUUAUUUGUUAUAUAAAUCUGAAUCUAACUUAAAACAUCUUUCAAGUUAAGAAAAGGAGUGAUGAACAAAGAGUAUAUAUAAAAAGUCUCUUACAUGUCUUUCUUCUUGGAUGCUUGCUUAUUGUUGUGCAUCCAAACUUUAAAAACUUGUCUUUUCACAUUAAUCUCACGACAAAACCGAUUCACUUCUUCGUCUUCAGGCUUACUCAUUCUCCAACCAAUCUUUUCAGCAAACUCCAUCAUCUUCUCCUUCUGUUCUUGAUUAAACUUUGUCCUAAACCGUUUCUUCGGAUGGUAUUGAAACUGAUCUAUUGCAUUACCGCUAAAAGAUUGAUGGAGCUUGUUGAGAUCCUCCGUCGAUGACUCCGCCGGAUCUCUUCCUCCUCCGCCGCCACCACCACCACCAAAGCUCAUCAUGAUCGGAGACACGUGGCGGCUUAGGGUUGGUCUAUGUGAAUGGUCGAAGCUAGCGCUGUUGAAUUUGACAACGAACAUGCCGUCGAUUUCUUUUCUGUGGAAGCUCCGAUGACAAUCACAGGCGGCGCAAAGAAGAGACUCCGCCGUGCCUUUUUCACCGGAUGACAUAAACUCGCCGCAACCGUCGACCACAUGUCCGCCGGAGCUCGCCGCGUGGUUCCUUUGGCAUUCUCUGUAUCUCACUCUCCUCGUUGGAGAAGUAGUUUGAGGCCUAGCGUAUGACCUUGGAACUGGAGCUAUAGAAAUUGGGUUGGUAUCAAGAUCCGGAUCCGGAUCCGACCCGAUUCUUUCGGUGGUGGGUUUCUCUUUGUCGGAGGUUUGGGUGUAAGUGUACGGAGCAAGACGAUGAUCUACGAUUUGAUGAUUCGAUGAUGCUUUUCGUCUUUCCAUCUCCAUUUCUUCAUCUUUCUUCUCUCUAAUUACUUCCAUCUUCUUGAGCUUCUGAAUUAAGAAGCGAUUAAACCCAGCAAGUAAAGAAGACAAAGUUUAGGUCUUUACUAAUGGGGAGAGAGAAAAGAGGAGAGAGAUGAUUCUUUUGGAAGGAGAAGAGGAGAGAGAGAGAGAGAGAGAGAAUUUGAAAUUGUGUUUCCUAUUGCCCAUCAAUUUCCAAGAGAAAAAAAAU
Molecule: messenger RNA, 4946 nt
Organism: Thlaspi arvense
Lineage: Eukaryota; Viridiplantae; Streptophyta; Magnoliopsida; Brassicales; Brassicaceae
Source: the annotation of a GenBank genome assembly